CCCGAAGUAAACAAACAUCGCUUGCCUCAACGUGUAACUUUGACAGAAGGAAAUUUUACUGUUAGGGAACACAGGAUAUCUAAUGCUUGCUUGAUUUUUUGUAAAGAAAUUUAAUUUUUGAUAAUAUGUUUAAUAUAACAACACUACUACAAGCUGCUGAAUAUCUAGAAAGACGUGAAAGAGAGGCAGAGCAUGGCUAUGCAUCCACAGCUCCUAUGCCAGAUUAUGUGAGCAAAAAGAAAAUCAAACCAAAGAAAUCUCAGGGUAAUAGAUCUACACACAAUGAGCUAGAGAAAAACAGACGAGCACAUUUAAGAUCAUCUUUAGAAACAUUAAAAGAUUUAGUCCCUUUGGGAAAUGAUCACACACGCCAUACAACAUUAGGACUUUUAACAAAUGCCAAAGGAUUUAUCAGGAACCUAGAAGAUAAAGAAAAAAAGUAUAAUCAACAGAAGGAUCAGUUGAAAAGAGAACACCGAUUUUUGCAGCGUCGUUUAGAAAGUUUAAUGGAAGGCCAGUACAGAGUUCGACAGGAACGAAGUAUCAGCGAAUGUAGUACGGCAACUAGCUCUACCUCCUCAACAUCUGAGUCAGAUGAAAUCGACAUACUUGGUUAUGGGAGUGGUCAAAGUGAUACAGACGACCACAGCAGCAUUGAAAGUGGCAGCGACGGCUAUACAGGAGCCGCUAAACGUCUAGUUUUAAAUUCUUCCUCCCUGGAUUCCCUGUGAGGAUGGUAGUAACCUGUCUUCAGAGACAGGUCCUGUAUGUUUGGAUAUAUAUAUAUGAUGAAUGAUGAUAUUAUCAGAUCUGUUAGCACAGACAGUUAGAUUUUUAUUAUUUAUUUGAUUGUAUGAAGAUGUGUAAAUCUCUUUUUUGUUAAAUUUUGAUGUUGUAUUGUGAUGACCUGAGAGAUUGGAAAUGAUGAAUUAAUGUGCAUGACCAAGGCAGAUAACUAUUAAAGACUUUAUGUAUUUCUUGCCCUAAUAUUUUGUUGAAUCACUCUAAUCGUGUAGUAUUAUAACUUUAUAUGACAACAGGCAAUAAAAAAAGUGCUUGGUAAAUGUAAUGAUUAUUUUAGAAAGUUAUCUCCCUUGGUCAUGUUGAUCAUAACUGUCUUUAAGUGUAGAGGGUCAAAACUUAUCUGAUCUCAGUGUAGCCUCCCUGGUGAUAGGACGAGGCAGACCCAAAAUGUACAAAAUAAUAUGGUGCAAUAGUAUACCUCCCAGCAAAUGGUAUACUUGAGUGACUGACCCUUGUACCCACCUUUUGUCACAUGACCUGGAGUUGGUAGAACUAAACACCAUUGAAAGGUUUUGUAAGGUGUUAGGCAGCAAUUUUCCAAAAAAAAAAACAAAAGACAAUUCUAUACAGUAUCUUUAUUGUGACAUGUCUGUAUAUAUAUUUAUUUAUCUUAUUUAUUGUUUUAUCUUCCAGUAAGUUAUUUUAUUGUUGAAAUUUUUAGUAAUAGUUGGAGCAUCAACUAAAAUUUCGAAGUGUAAAUUUGUCUUUUUUUUUUAAAGCAGAGGUUGAUGCUUCUAGCUAAUUGAACAAAUUUGUUUUGGUUUUAAAAAAAUACAACUUUAAGCUGAUAGCUGUGAUAUCCUCUCUACUUAACCUUUGUUUAUUGAAUUUAAUGCUCCACAUGAAAUACUUUUUCAUUUAAAUCUUAGUUGGAACCUAUUAGAUGGAUUUGUAUAUAGUAUUUUAUUUCCAAAGACGCAAAUAGAUUGUAAGUAGGCAUUCCAGCAGUGGUCUAUGUCUUCAAGAAAUGUUUUAUUUCUGUUUACCAUUGACACAAUAGGGUAGAAUCACAAUUACCCGGUGAUGUGAUUAUUAUUGUUGUUUUAGAUGAUUUUGUUAUUGAAAUCUCAAAUGGGGGAAAUGAUGUUAUGAAAGUUGGUAAAAAUGGGGGUUAUUUAUUCCAAAACUAGAAAAAAGAGUUGAUUGUAAGAUUUCUUUGAAGAAGCUAAUUUUUGCUAACGUUAUUCCAUUAUUGAAAUUUUUCACAGUUAUGAAAUAUGAUUAAUAAUAAUUUCAGUUAUACAUGUAUAAUAUAUUUUACAAAGUGCAAAUUAAGAAUAGUAAAGUAAUGAAAACCAUUUUCUCCUUAAAUGGUCAUUCAUAUUUUAGUAAUUUAAAUUUUUUUUUAAUUAUUUUUAAUUAUUUUAAACUUAAUAAAUGUUUAGAAUAAGUACUUUUUUCUUCAUUGUCCACUGACAAUACUCAGUAUGAAAAAAUGGGGGUCUUUCUUUUUCUUUACUUCUACAUGUUCACUUUGAAUCCAAAAAUAAUAUUAUGGUGCCAAACAUACAUUUUGCAAAAAAAACUGCUUAAAAGGAGAAAAGAAAUAUAUAAAUGGACAAAUUGUUGAUCUGAUGUACUAAUCAUAAAUGAUCGCAGAAAUGUAUGAUGAAAAUGUAAGUUGAAUUGUUCAAUCAAAAUAUCAAAAUUUGUCUGAUCGUUAAUGUUCUACAAUUGAUGUCAUUUGGGAAGACAAAAUACCAGAAACAAUACUAUAAUGACAAAAAAAAUACUCUCUGCAAGAUUGUAUUUCCAGAAAGGGAAAAAGUGCUAAAAUUGUAACUUACGCAUAAUACAAGCUAUAAGUGUGCAUGUUUAAAGGUGGAAUAGAUAUAAGAUGCCAUGUAUCUAAAUUGCAUAUUUGAGCAUUAUUUACAAAUGUGACCGAAUAUGUCAAUGGAGUUUUUAGUAACAUCUAUUCUAUGGGUUUAUAUGUUUGACACACAGAAAAGUUUGUACUUUCAAAAUUUCAUACACCAGCAUCAAAAGUGUGUAAGUGACAAUUGUGUAAUGUGAUUAUGCAAAUGUAAAAUGACGGCAGUCCCAAAUCAACAUUCAUUUUGCAAGAAAUAAUACCUGUGAAGAAUCAUUAGACCAUCGCAAGUGAAAUGUGUUAAAACACAUGGAUACUGUAUGAAUUUUCCAUUGUUUAAUUGUACUAAAUAAUUAUAAAUGUGCAUGUGUUAGUUUAGAGAGUAAUAUAAGUGUUAAAUGUUGGUACAAAUGGCAAUGUCAUCAGUUGUUUUAUUUUUCUCAUCAGAGAAUUAAAAGUCUAUUAAAUUUUUAUUUAUAAAAAAAUACAA
Messenger RNA from Mytilus californianus (California mussel), 3107 nucleotides. RefSeq names its product max-interacting protein 1-like. NCBI's taxonomy places the organism in Eukaryota, Metazoa, Mollusca, Bivalvia, Mytilida, Mytilidae. Bases 126 to 731 code for a protein of 201 amino acids. The transcript has 6 exons. Gene Ontology annotation, biological process: regulation of transcription by RNA polymerase II. Gene Ontology annotation, molecular function: DNA-binding transcription factor activity, RNA polymerase II-specific; protein dimerization activity; RNA polymerase II cis-regulatory region sequence-specific DNA binding. The record is from RefSeq and is a predicted model, not a curated record.